This is a messenger RNA of Podarcis raffonei (Aeolian wall lizard), 2796 nucleotides long. It is a transcript of the gene TMPO, whose product is annotated as thymopoietin. The transcript has 9 exons. NCBI's taxonomy places the organism in Eukaryota, Metazoa, Chordata, Lepidosauria, Squamata, Lacertidae. The record is from RefSeq and is a predicted model, not a curated record. Gene Ontology annotation, molecular function: DNA binding. Bases 205 to 1611 code for a protein of 468 amino acids.
CGAAGGGGGGGCGUUCGCGCUGUGCGGGAGUUGGGUGCGUUAAGCGAGGCUGUUCGUCCCUCUCUCUCCAUCCCGCCCCUCCUCUUCCUCCUCUCCUUCCUCCCUCCCGCCACCCCCCUCCUCCUCCUCCUUCCCCUCUUUGUUGGCGGUUCCUUCUCUCUCGCUGUCUCCUGGGAGGGCGGCGACAAGAGCCCGAGCCUGGCGAUGCCCGAGUUCCUGGCGGACCCGUCGGUGCUCACCAAGGAGAAGCUGAAGAGCGAGCUGAUCGCCAACAAUGUGAGCCUGCCGGGCGGCGAGCAGCGCAAGGACGUGUAUGUGCAGCUCUACCUCCAGCACCUCACCUCGAGGAACGCGCCGGGAGCCCAGGCGCAGCCCGACUUCUCCAGCGAAGAGGAGCAGGAGCCCAGCCCAGUCGUCGCCAGGAACAGAAUCGGCGGAGAUGGCGCCGCCGCCGCCGCGACCGUCGCCGUGGGCCGGAAGGCAACAAAGAAAACUGACAAACCGCGGCCAGAAGAGCAGGAUGAUAUAGAUGUAACAGAUCUCAGUAAUGAAGAACUCAAAGAUCAGCUUCUGAGAUAUGGUGUGAAUCCAGGUCCUAUUGUGGCUACUACAAGGAAGCUGUAUGAGAAGAAAUUACUGAAGCUGAAAGAGCAGGGCCAAGAGCCAAGUUCUUUCAUACCUGCACCAAUUGUUUCUUCAUCUGCAGAGAACAACAAACAAAAUGGAAAUAAUGACUCGGAUCAAUACAGUGACAACGAAGAAGAUCCGAAAACAGAAUUCAGACUUGAGAAGCGAGAACCACUGAAGGGCAAGACAAAGACUUCAGUUACAGUUAGACAAAGAAAAAUUGCCGAACAUAAUCAGAACUAUUCUCAGGAUGGAGUUACUGAGACAUUCUGGAGAAGUGGAUCUUCAAAAAGUGGACUUCUGCAGGCAGUUUCUAGGGAGUCUGCAAGAGUAUCAAGAAGAACACCAAGAAAAAGGGUUGAAACUACAGUACCGCUACCUGUACAUGAUGCAGUAAUAUCAAAGAGUACUCCUAUAGCUGAUACUGUAGUGGCUUCAAGCAACGAGACCCUAGUAAAUAUAUUGAAUUUGCAAGAGCAGGUUGUCAAUAGGGUGCCUGGAAAUUUCAAGCAUGCAGAUCCUAUACUGUCAAUCAGUGACUUCUCAGAGUUGCCCAGAAGAACACCAAAGAAACCAUUGAUGUCAGCUGAAGUCAUGGAGAAAACAUCUACAGAGGAAAGAAGAGCAGACAGGGAUAUUCUUAAAGAAAUGUUCCAUUAUGAGGCAUCAACACCUACAGGAAUUAGUGCUACCUGCCGCAGACCAAUCAAGGGAGCUGCUGGUCGACCUAUAGAGCACAGUGACUUCCGGCUGGAGGAAACCUAUUCAUCAAAAUAUAUCCCCAAAUAUGUUGCCACAGCAGAUCUCAACCCAGAGAAACCAACAAUUAAAAAACGUUCCAUUCCUAUGUGGAUAAAAAUCCUGCUCUUUGUUCUUAUUUCAGUCUUCUUACUUUUGGUCUAUCAGUCUAUGGAAACCAACCAAGGAAAUCCAUUCUCCAAAUUUCUUAAUAGUAAUAGUAACCUGGAGGAAAAGACAGAUUGAGUGUUUGUAUGGCACACACAACUUGGUCUCCUAUUUAACUGUAGAGAUGUCUUCAUCCUUCAUCAAUUUCAGCGACUGCAUACAAAUAAUAGCGGCAUCAGAAAAGUGAAAUAAACAAGACAGUAUAAGUGGACAUCACUAACUUUUUUCAGUAUUAGGAGAUCACUUUGUGCCAUAAUUAAUAUUUUUAGAUCUCUCUGGAAUUUCUUGUAGGAUUUAUUUUUUUAACGUGGAUAUCAUUACAUUCAUUUGAGAUUGUAUAUUUGUUUUUGCAAGCUCAAGGGCAAAAGUGAUAGUAAAAUGUGAAAAUGUGUUUUAAUGUUUUUAUUUCAUAUUAAAAAGAUAAUGUACUGAAAAUUUCUCUACAUUGCCUAUUGUUUUUAGGGGUGGGAAGUGCUAAGAUAAUAAAGGGAAAUGCAUUUUUGGAUGCAUUUUGUUGAAACUGUGCAGCUAAGUUUAGUGUAUUGUAGUUUAAUGGAAAAUCCAGCAUUUUUUCUGUAGAAUACUGUAACAUUUUAAUAAAUAAAUGUAAACCUAUUGUAUACAUUUCUGUAUCUGUCCUAGUUUUAAUUGUAGUAACUCCAAUUAACCCUAUUCUCUAUUUUUAAUAAUAGUUCUCUACUUUAGUGCUUAAUGUCAUAUCACUGAUCAAAUUGGCAAUAGGUGUCCUUAGAGCAAAACAUAUUUAUUAGUAAAAUUGUGUGAAAGAAAAUUUACAUUAAAUAAACUGAACUACUUUUUUACUGAAUAAUUACAAUCUUAAAUCAUUAACUGCAGAUUUAAAAUUCCUGUCUUAUUACAAAAUGGUUAUGCUCUCAAGCAAAAACCUCUAUUUUUAUGUAGGUAAAUUGACUUCUAUGUGUAGAUUUCUUUUUUUUUCCAACUUAGAAUUUUGUUUGAACCAUCAUGGAUGUUCAUAUUCCAAAACAUUUCAUACUUUCAUUAAAAAGGCAUUGUUAUGUUACGUAUUAUGUAUCAACCAAGGUUAAAAGUUCUGCUGAUGGAUGCAACAAAUUUAGUCUGCCAUAAUUUGUUAUCAGUUGCAUUUACCAAUCAAGUAACUUCAAUUAAUUUCAAGUGUGGGUUAUUACAAAUAUAAUGUGAAUGUAUCAAUUUGCAGCACAUAUGGGAUCCUGAUAUUACUGCAUAUUCUAUACAAAAUGCAAUAAACUUAUUUUUAACGUU